AUUUGUCUAGCCCAUCACACUUUUUUCCGAGAAAAACUUUACAUUAUUUUCCCGGAAAGUUAUUCAAUGGUGGAUCCCGCACAACAUUAUUUUCUUGUAGUUGCCGUCUCCUCCUUGUUUAUCUGCCCUCAAAGUUGUUUCUUCAUCCCUAAGCCUCCCUCAAUUUUUUUUUUUUAUUUUUUUUUUUUACUCUGUUUUUCUGAUUCUCUCCACUGAAGCCAUGGACUUGGGUGGAGAAAAACAGGUCCAGAAAAGAAGAUUCAAGCUAGAAGAAGAUCAAUCAACAAGAAGAAAUGGGAUGGAGUCUCUGCCACGCGACAUCGCCCUCGACAUACUUUCAAGGCUGCCCAUAACAUCUGUCAUUCAAUCCAGGUUCGUAUGCCGAUCUUGGAACAUGUUAUCACAUGAUCCACAUCUUGUUAAUCUCCAAUUCUCAGAGACAGCUAACAACACUCCAUACCUCAUUUUUCACUCCGAUUAUCCCAUCCGAAACCAACUCUACUUCGUAGAUUUUACUGAUCAAGAUGACACACACAAGAUGAAGGAGAAGGUGAAAAAGAUUAGAAUCCCUUUUUGGUCCGACAUGCCUGAGUUCUAUGUUGUAGGCUCAUGUAAUGGCUUAUUAUGCUUGCUCGAUUCCUUGUACAAGGAUGCUCUACAUGUGUAUAACCCUUUUACUAGGGACUACAAAGAGCUUCCUAAAUCUGUUAAAUUUCAAGAACAGGAGGCUGUGUUUGGAUUUGGGUUCCAUCCGGUAACCGGAGAGUACAAGGUGGUCAAGGUAGUGUACUACAGGCAUGGGAAUUGUGGAUCAUUGGGUGCUCGGAGGUUCAGAAUCCGUGACUAUUCACAAUCAGAGGUUCAGAUUUAUAGCCUGGGGAGCAAUUCAUGGAGAAGUAUUGGGAAAGCACCCUACCAGUUCGAGAGGCGAUCAUCGGAAGCUCUGGUGAACGGAAGGCUUCAUUGGGUGACUCGUCUGGGCAGAUACCACGGAGCUCGUGGCAGAAUCAUAGUCUCAUUUGACAUAGCGGAAGAGCAGUUUCUGGAGGUCCCAAGACCUGAAUGUGGUGGCCUAAAUCGGUGUAACUAUCGCCUAACAGUUCUUGGAGGGUGUCUCUCUGCAGUUGUUUAUUGCAACUAUGGGAAAUUGGAGAUAUGGGUUAUGAAAGAUUACAGUGUGAAAGAGUCUUGGAUCAAAGAAUUCAACAUUGCAGCUUAUUCGCCGAAGCUGAUGAAUCAAGAAUUGCAGCAAUCAUAUGGGAUUUGGAGGAACAUUUUGAGUGGGAAAGGAGCUCGAGUUCUGUGCCUGUUGAAGAAUGGCAAUCUUUUGAUAGAAUAUAAAGGUGGAGUUAUAGUUUCUUAUAAUCCAGAGAGCAGAAAAUUUAAGAAUCUAACGUUUCAGGGGAUGCCAAAUUUGUUCCAAACGGUGGUUCAUGUGGGCAGCCUUAAUUGGAUUGAUAACCCCAUUGGUAUGUAGUAGUAACAUACAACAAAAACAACGUAGCUUUUUUUUUCCUGUGCUUGUGUUUCUACUUUCUUGCUAGAACUAUAAUACCUGUGCUGUGUUCUUGUUUUUCUGCAUCGUCUUUGUACCAGUUGUAUGAUUUGGAAUUGUUGGUAGCUCUCAUGAGUUGUGUAAAUACACAAAUACAGACUUUCAUUGUUAGUUAUAAUGUUUGGAAAUUUCACUCAUUAGUGUAA
Messenger RNA from Cornus florida, 1701 nucleotides. RefSeq names its product F-box protein At3g07870. The record is from RefSeq and is a predicted model, not a curated record. The coding region runs from base 221 to 1477 and encodes 418 amino acids. The transcript has a single exon. Gene Ontology annotation, molecular function: protein binding. NCBI's taxonomy places the organism in Eukaryota, Viridiplantae, Streptophyta, Magnoliopsida, Cornales, Cornaceae.